AUGGCCAACCCACCAUUCUGGCUGAGUAGGAAGAUGUUUCUCUUCAAGGUGUGUAGAUGGAUGGGGCUUGCUUGUUUCCGGUCACUGGUGGUGUCCUUGCCCAACAUUCGUCAGAAGAAACUAAUUCAUAAGCUACAGAAAGAAAAGGCUUUUCGGGAAGAGAUAAAAAUUUUCCGUGAGAAAAUAGAAGACUUCAGGGAAGAGAUGUGGAAUUUCCAAGGCAAGAUCCGUGCUUUCCAGGGCCAGAUCUUGGGCUUUUGGGAAGAAGAGAGACCUUUCUGGGAAGAAGAGAAAACCUUCUGGGAAGAGGAAAAAGCCUUCUGGGAAAUGGAAAAAUCCUUCCGGGAAGAAGAGAAAACCUUUUGGAAAAAGUACCGUAUCUUCUGGAAGGAAGAUAAGGCUUUCUGGAAAGAGGACAAUGCUUUAUGGGAAAGAGACCAGAAUCUCCUCCAGGAGGACAGGGCGCUGUGGGAGGAGGAAAAGGCUCUGUGGGUAGAGGAGAGAGCUCUUCUUGAAGAGGAGAAGGCCCUGUGGGAGGACAAAAAGUCCCUCUGGGAGGAGGAGAAUGCCCUCUGGGAGGAGGAGAAAGCGUUCUGGGGAGGAGGUGGGGGCCACGUUGCUGAGGAGCAGAUAGUGGAAAAUGGGCACCACAACAUCAAUGCAGGGCCACGCUUGCCAGCCUUCUCCCGGAACAGAGGAUGA
Molecule: messenger RNA, 702 nt
Organism: Myotis myotis
Lineage: Eukaryota; Metazoa; Chordata; Mammalia; Chiroptera; Vespertilionidae
Gene: CCDC70
Product: coiled-coil domain containing 70
Exons: 1
Coding region: 1-702 (233 amino acids)
Source: RefSeq, a predicted model, not a curated record